AUGUCUUCAAAGCGUGAGUGGCAGGCCUCCUAUUUGGAGCGACUGGGGCGCAUAUCUGAGAAGGUGAAGGCUUUUGCCCAAGCUUAUCGGCCGGAUGCCAUCUUGAUUCAGGAGAACGCAGAUGCGAAGAAGAACGAGUUCGGCUACGAGGCUUUGCCAGCGAUGCUGGCACCACUGCAAGAGCAGGGCUACAUGAUCCUUCAGGAGGGAGAGUUUCUCACCGCUGUGCUGGAUCGCAGCGGAAGCUCUUUCACUUUGGAGCUGCCAGAGCUUCGCCGCAUGCAGGGCAAAGUUCACGCCGUGCGGAAUCCUUCGCUGAACGUGGUGAUCUUGAACGUGCAUCUGACUUUCGACCAACAUGGCACCGAAAACUCAAGGAAGACGCGACGGGACCUAGAAGUCCUCUGCGAACGUUACAACGAGAAAUUUCCCGGGACCUCCAUCAUCUUGGCUGGUGACACAAAUCGGGUACCUCAACUGGAUCGACUGGAUGGAGCUGCGGAGGCCAUCGAGCAGCUCAUCGAUGGACUCGGCACCCUGUACAUGCCCCCGGGCCCGACGAACGUGCGAUACGACAGCAAAACAGAAAGCAGCGAGUUCACCUAUGCAGAUUUUGAGACUGUGCGCUGGCGCCAGGAGAACGAAGUUGCGCGCUUCUGCGCCAACGCGCCCGGGCCGGCGGCCAACGAGUUGUCUGAGGCCCAGUUCUCGGAGCUGUGCGUGGAUGGCGUUGAGUGCUUCCCAGCUCUACGUCUUACGAAUUGCCGAGACAGUGAAGGGGCAUGGUUCUGGUACGGCCUCACGGCGGCCUUCGGCGUCGAUCGCGAGGGGCGGCCCAUCCACCUCCAGAAGGCUGGCUACGCCUCGCAGCGCUUUGCGGCUAUGUAUGCUUUUGCCGGCGACAAUGCUGGACACAAGCUCGUCUACGACGGCUACGUGCGAAUGCAGGAGCGGCUCCUCGGCCCAGCACCAGGCGACUGGCGGCACGACUUUCAGGCUUUCAGGCGCGUGGCACGGGAGCUGGCGCGGCGGAGGCAUGCCGCUCUGCUCUCUCGGAUGCUCGCUUUGAUUCGAAGAGACGGGCGGCUGACCCUUGGAGUACAGGAGUACAACCUGGCUGUCGGUGCCUGCGCGAGGGCGGGGCAGUGGCAGCUGGCGCUGCACUUGCACCGCUCGCUGUCGGACGCACAGCUAGCGGCUGACCGGGUUACCUACAAUGCCACCAUCGGCUCCUGCAGGAAGGAGGGGCAGUGGCAGUGGGGCCUACACCUCUUCCACAGCAUGGCGAAGGUGGACAUCGCCCCCAACGUCAUCACCUGCAAUUCCGCAAUGAGCGUGUGUGACAGGCAGGGCCAGUGGCAGCUGGCGGUGCAUUUCUUUCAGCUCUUCCCCCAACUUGGGCUGGUACCGGACAUCAUCAGCUUCACUGCGGCAAUUAGCUCCUGUGAGAAAGCGGGGCAGUGGCAAAGAGCGCUGCAGAUGUUUGGGGGCAUCUGCCAUGCCCAGCUUACUCCAGAUAUGAUCAGCUGCAACGCCGUCAUCACAUCCUCUGCCAAGUCUGGGCAAUGGCAGCUUGCCCUCCACCUCUUCAGCUGCAUGCCCCAAUAUCGCCUCUCACCUGACACGAUCAGCUGCAACGCCACCAUAAGUUCAUGCGAGAAGGGCGAGCAAUGGCAUGCAGCUAUGCGGCUGUUUGGUUCCAUGCCGCAGUGGCGGCUUUCCCCGGAUGUCGAAGCCUACACUGACACCAUGACUGCCUGUCAGAAGUCGACGCUGUGGCAGCUGGCUCUGGUGCUGUUUGACAACAUGUCCCAGGCCCUGAUUCUGCCAGACCUGAUCUGCUACAAUGCUACCAUGAACUGCUGCGCGCGGGGGGCGCAGUGGCAGCUGGCUCUGCACCUUUUCGAGGCCAUGACCUCGCAUGAGAACCCUCGAGGGGUUUAG
Molecule: messenger RNA, 1944 nt
Organism: Symbiodinium natans
Lineage: Eukaryota; Dinophyceae; Suessiales; Symbiodiniaceae
Source: the annotation of a GenBank genome assembly